Thlaspi arvense is the source of this 615-nucleotide messenger RNA. NCBI's taxonomy places the organism in Eukaryota, Viridiplantae, Streptophyta, Magnoliopsida, Brassicales, Brassicaceae. The record is from the annotation of a GenBank genome assembly.
AUGAAAGAUUUUCCUUCGUGUUUCAGUGAAAACGGGGUUCAAGUUGCUGAUUUCUCAUCAUCUAGUACCAAUAAAACUGCUCAGAAUUUGGUUUCUUGUAUCUAUCAGUGUCGUUUGCGUGGUCAGUCCUGCUUGAUUACUAUCACAUGGAGUAAGAAUUUGAUAGGUCAAGGCCUCAGUGUUGGAAUUGAUGGUAACACUAAUCAAUGCCAAUGUAAGGUAGAUAUAAAACCCUGGUUGUUCUCUAAGAGAAAAGGAUCCAAAAGUUUAGAAGCCGAUUCUAGUAAAAUUGAUAUCUAUUGGGACCUUUCCUCAGCUAAGUUUGGAUCUGGGCCCGAACCAUUAGAGGGAUUCUAUCUGGGACUUGUCUCCAACAAGCAAAUGAUUCUUCUUCUUGGGGACAUGAGAAAAGAAGCUUUCAAGAAAACAGGUGCAACACCUGUUUUCUCUAAUGCUGUUUUUGUUGCCAAGAGAGAGCACGUUUUUGGCAAGAAGAUAUUCAAUGCAAGGACUCAAUUUUACGAUAAUGGUCCAAUCCACGACCUCACUAUUGAAUGUGACACCAGCGGUGUUAGUGAACCGUGCCUUCUGAUCGGGUUGACACUAAGACGGUGA